This is a messenger RNA of Lycium ferocissimum, 1959 nucleotides long. RefSeq lists its product as uncharacterized. The transcript is spliced from 11 exons. Gene Ontology annotation, biological process: tRNA processing. The coding region runs from base 182 to 1633 and encodes 483 amino acids. Gene Ontology annotation, molecular function: sulfurtransferase activity. The record is from RefSeq and is a predicted model, not a curated record. Lineage: Eukaryota; Viridiplantae; Streptophyta; Magnoliopsida; Solanales; Solanaceae.
UUUCUCGAAAAUCUUAUAAAGAUAAUAAAGAGGUGACAUGAAAAGAGCGAAGCCUCAGAUAGUCGACCGGACAUUACAAAGAUUCCAAACAGACCGACCGAAGCGUCAGGGCAUACAAAAGAGAAGUUACUAAUAUGGGACGAAGGUAGUACAUGCCAUAGCCAGAAUUUCAGAGACAGAAAUGCUAAGGGCAGCCAUGUCAACAAUCCUUCUUCCCCUUCAAUCUUCACAUUCUCUCAAGCACUUGUUCUUCCAAAAACCCCUUAUCCAGUUUUUCUCUCAGCCAAGAAAGAUUACAACUACUGCAAGACUGUUUUCGCUGAAACCUCUUGCAGUUUCAUCUCCAAUUAGGAACUAUGUGGAUGAAAAAAUCGAUCCCACAUACUUAUCUUGCUCAAUGCCUCACAAGAAUCCUCUCAAAGUGGCGGUUUUAGUUAGUGGCGGUGUCGAUAGCAGCGUGGCUCUUCGGCUACUUCAUGCUGCUGGACAUUCCUGCACCGCUUUCUAUCUCAAGAUUUGGUUUCAGGAAGACUUUGAGAACUUUUGGUCUGAAUGCCCAUGGGAGGAUGACUUGAAAUAUGCGAAGGCUGUUUGUGACCAGGUUGAUGUACCAUUGGAAGUUGUCCAUUUGACUGAUGAAUAUUGGAAUAAUGUGGUGUCAUAUAUCAUUGAGGAGUACAAAUGUGGCAGGACUCCAAAUCCAGAUGUCCUUUGUAAUACUAGAAUAAAAUUUGGUGCUUUUAUGGAUGCCAUUAGUGGAAUGGAAUUUGACUUUGUUGCUUCGGGACAUUAUGCAAAGAUUGUCCACGCAUCUACUGAGCAGCUGGACGAACCUUCUGUCUUGGAAUUGUCAAAAGAUAUGGUCAAGGACCAAACGUACUUCCUUUCUCAUCUCUCACAGGCUCAGCUUAAACGACUUAUUUUCCCGCUUGGAUGUAUCCAAAAGGAUGAAGUUCGCAUGCUUGCUAAGUCAUUUAAUCUACCAAACCAAGACAGGAAGGAUUCACAAGGAAUAUGUUUUCUUGGCAAGAUAAAAUUCAGUGAAUUUGUUGCUAGACACAUUGGAGAAUCAGAAGGUGUUAUAUUGGAAGCAGAGAGUGGAGAUUAUCUUGGAAACCACCGUGGCUUUUGGUUCUAUACUAUUGGGCAACGCCAAGGUUUACGUCUUCCUGGAGGGCCCUGGUAUGUUGUAGAGAAGGAUAUUAGAAACAAUGUUGUCUAUGUAUCAAGAAACUAUUUCUCUGUUGACAAGAAAAGACGGUUAUUUCGCGCUGGAUCCUUCAAAUGGCUCAGUGGAUCACUUCCUAGACAAAUCAAUGAGCUUCAAUGCAAGGUUCGUCAUGGUCCCGGUUUUUACAACUGCAGCUUGGUCAUGGAAGUUGAUGAACAUGGCCAGGAAGUUGCAGUUGUCCGGUUAUCUGAAGAUGAUCAGGGUUUAGCAGCUGGACAGUUUGCGGCCUUUUAUGAUGGAAGGACUUGUAUUGGUUCUGGCGUAAUACUGGAGUCAUGGGAUGAUCAGGGAUAUCCUAUUUGUGAGAGGGCUCUUGAAAUUGCUCGAACGGAAGAUAAAUCCAAGCUCGGUAAACCAGUCAAGAUAAUGGUAAAACCAGAGCCUAGUGUUAUUGCAAUCUGAUUAUGACUACCAGGCAAAGCUUUUUGUGGAACUGCUAAAUCUGGAACUGUUUUCAACAUGAAAUUUCGCCUGAUUUGGUAUCCAUUAAAUUGGCUGCAAUAGUUUGAAGAAAAGCAGUUACAAAGUGUUCUAGGCUUUAUACAUGUGGACACUCGAAAUUUAUCAAGAUUUAUCAGGAGGGCUAGUGAGUUACGCACCUGGGAUUGGACUGGUUGGUUGAUCUUCAGUUGUAGAGGAACUAGUGUUGAUCUUUGGUGUUAUCUAUUUCCCAAGAUUUAGUGGGAGCUUGAGAGGCAUUGGUUAAAUGAAGCAGCUUCAUUUUUCAU